This is a messenger RNA of Diorhabda carinulata, 1151 nucleotides long. Its product is annotated as dynein regulatory complex protein 9-like. The record is from RefSeq and is a predicted model, not a curated record. Gene Ontology annotation, molecular function: protein binding. The transcript has 4 exons. NCBI's taxonomy places the organism in Eukaryota, Metazoa, Arthropoda, Insecta, Coleoptera, Chrysomelidae. The coding region runs from base 1 to 996 and encodes 331 amino acids. Gene Ontology annotation, cellular component: motile cilium; cytoplasm. Gene Ontology annotation, biological process: cilium organization.
AUGUCUUUAACACAACUCCCGAAAAAGUUCUCUCUAGAACUAAUUAUUUCUGUAAUACAGGAAAUAGUAGAUCAAUUGAUCAUUUUGAGUACGGUAAAUCGAUGGCCAGAUGGAAUAAUCUACGAUUUUCAGUAUAAAUCAGUAAAAGAAAGAUUCGGUGAAGAAAAUCGAAGUCAACUGAAUAGUUUACCUGAAGAAAAUUUCAAUUAUAUAACGGCGAUUGUUACGAAAUUGUUGGAAGAAUUAAAAGUUGAAAAAAGCUUUGAAAAAUUUUCAUAUAUUAUAAAAGUAUUGAAAAAAUUAAAAACCGAUGAAGAAGAUUUACUUAAAGAGACUAAACAUAAAGAAAAUGAAGUUAAAAUACUUAAAAAAUUCAUCGAUAACGAACAAAUUGUUUAUAUCGAUAAGAUUAUGGAAUGUAUGGCUGAUAUAGGGGUGAUUAAAGAUCAAAUUGAGAAUACUCAAAUCGAGAACGAGAUCAAAUCGAAUUACAUCAAGUGUUACCAAAAAUCCAAAUACGAAAUGAAAAUUUUGGAAUUGAACCAAUGGAUAGAAGAAGAAAACGGAAAAAUAGAUAGAACGAAAUUAAAAAUAAAUCAAGACAUUCGUGUGAAUAGAGAAAUACAAGCAGCAACGAAGGAAAUGACUGAAGAACUGGAGAGUAAAAUUGAGGAAUGGAAAGCUAAAUAUAACGAAAAAUUGAAAGAAAUGAACGAAAAAUUGAAUAUACUCAACGAAAAAUAUAAUAAACAAUUGGAAAUUAUCAGGAAUUUUGAAGAAUUACAUUCAAAACGCCAAAAAGAAAUAAACGACUAUAAACAGUAUAAAAUCGAGAAGGAAAUAUUGAGAAUUGAGAAAGAGAAGAGGAACAAAGCGGCUACGAAAAUAGAGGCUUGGUGGCGAGGGGUUAUGGUGAGAAAAGGCUUCGGAAAAUAUCGAAAGAAGAAGGAAAAGAAAGGAAAGAAGAAGAGUACAGAUAAAAGAGAAAACAAGUGAAGAUAUAGAUACUAUAAUUCAAUUUAAUACACUAUUAAUCUGUGCAAUUAUUUAUAUUAUUCUCUACUCGUAUAGGCAACUAAUUAUACAUUUUUCCUAUUAUUGUAUACAACCAGUUAUAUAGUUCCCAUAAAUAUAGACAACCAAUAACACAA